Molecule: messenger RNA, 3584 nt
Organism: Chlorocebus sabaeus (green monkey)
Lineage: Eukaryota; Metazoa; Chordata; Mammalia; Primates; Cercopithecidae
Gene: DRC9
Product: dynein regulatory complex subunit 9
Biological process (GO): sperm axoneme assembly; cilium organization
Cellular component (GO): sperm flagellum; cytoplasm
Molecular function (GO): protein binding
Source: RefSeq, a predicted model, not a curated record
ACUUCCUGCGUCACCGGACGCUGUUGAUGGAAAGGCGCACCGUGAGUGGAGGACGUUCCCACUGCCUGAAGAAUGAUUGUAGCUGCACUUCUGUGAGAUUAUAAAUAUUCCACGGAGGGUAACGGAACUACAGGAGAAUGGAAGAAGACAGCCUGGAAGACUCAAACCUUCCUCCAAAAGUUUGGCAUUCUGAGAUGACAGUGUCAGUGACAGGCAAACCACCUAGUACCGUAGAAGAAGACGGACUACCUAAAGAAACAGACGUAGAAAUCAUCCCAGAAAUCCUAGAAACCCGAGAGCCACUUUCGCUUCCAGAUGUGCUGAGGAUCUUGGCAGUUCUGGAGGACACCACAGACCAGCUCUCUAUUCUAAACUACAUCAUGCCCGUUCAGUACGAAGGAAGACAGAGCGUCUGCAUGAAAAGCAGAGAAAUGAAUCUAGAAGGAAAGAAUCUAGACAAACUGCCAGUGGCUUCAACAGUUACAAAAAUACCCAGUCCGUUAAUAACCAAGGAAAGACCCAGCUUGCCAGAAAUCAGACAAGGAGGCCAGUUCGCUGUGGAGUUUCGCAAAACGCAGGAUCUUCUCUUCAAAAAACCUGCAAGGCAGACCAUCGUGACUACGGAGACACUGAAGAAAAUUCAGAUCGAUAGGCAGUUUUUCAGCGAUGUGAUUGCAGAUACCAUUGAGGAGUUGCAAGAUUCGGGUACUUACAACAGUCUCCUGCAAGCUUUGAGCAAAGAGAGAGAAAACAAAAUGCAUUUCUAUGACGUCAUUGCCAGGGGAAAGAUCUGCGUGAGAGAAAAUGGGGACGGAACCCUCAGAACCAGUGCAAGGCCGACCCCCAGUGAAGGAGAGGCUAGAAGACACGGCUGUGUUUGGGAGGAAAAAGGAAGAAAACAGAUAAUAUCACUUCAAAAACAGCUAAUUAAUGUCAAAAAAGAAUGGCAAUUUGAAGUCCAGAGUCAGAAUGAGUAUAUUGCUAACCUCAAGGACCAACUGCAAGAGAUGAAAGCAAAAUCCAACUUGGAGAAUCGCUACAUGAAAACCAAUACUGAGCUGCAGAUUGCCCAGACCCAGAGAAAGUGUAACAGAACAGAGGAACUCUUGCUGGAAGAGAUUGAGAAACUCAGGAUGAAAACCGAAGAAGAGGCCCGGAUUCAUAUGGACAUUGAAAUGUUCCUUAGAAAGCAGCAGCAGUCAGGAUUACACGUGAGUUUGUCACAGUCAAGUUUCUGAUAUGCAAGUUAGAGCAUUCACAGGGAAAGAACCGGACCCUGAAACUUGGAAUGGGAACACCUGCUCGGAUUCGGAUGAAACCGACAGAUCACUUCAAAGCUCCCUUGGCAGUGGAAGUAUCUGCCCUCCUGGGUCUCAGGACACUUCCUUUGCCUGAAAGUCCUGUGAUAACUUCAUCUGGGAGGACGCCUUGGAAAGGGAUGCGCUUUCCUCAGACCCGGCACAGUCACCCCUGUUGUCACUGGAUCCGUAACGAGGGUCAAAUCUUAGCAUGUUACAGGGGGACAUAUAACUCAGAUAACUAACUCCGAAGGAAAUCACUUACACACCAAAAGAAUGGUAAGAUUUUGCUGAUAAAUAUUGGAAGAAACCUGGGAAACAUGUCGAAUUGAUUCUAAGAGUGUUCGAUCCAACAGGGUAGGCUAGAACAUUCCAUUUGGUUAAUUCAUUGAUACAGACGCACUUACCUGAGAGUCUAGAUGUCAUGGGUUAGCUUGUGCAGCUAGAGGUGAUUCAACAGUUACCUACAUUUGAUGAGGUGGAGGUGCCAGAGCUUCCCUGCUAUGAUUUGGGGGAGACAAUCCAGAGACGUAAGGAGACAGGAAUGUCACAGUGGAUUUAUCAUGUGUGACUUGCACAUCUACCACCAAACGCCCAUCCAUAACCAUGAGAAGGCCCGAAGACACUUCUUUACUAAGACAUUGAGAAACAGAAUAGUGAGGGGAGCAUCUGCAUCCCUAAAAGCUCUGUGCUUGCUUUCCUGUGUAGGCAGGUGUGACCCUAAGGAUGUUGUCACUGAGAUGAGCUUCCUGGUAUCAGUGGGGUGAUGGGGUCCCGAAGUGCCUUAGGAUAACUGGGAGCACUUAAUUGUCAAAGAUAAGGUGGGAACAUUUACCACAAAGGGUGGCAGAGACCUAACGGUAAUCAGAAUGCCUUUGGCCAUCGGGAUUCUUGGCAAUGGCUAAUCGAUCAUCGUAUCUCUAGGAACAAAAUUGAUGGGCUGCCUACUGAAGUAUAACAGAAAAAGAGUCCGGGUCUGGUAGCCAGAACCCUGAUUUGAAUCACCACAGUAGAGAGUUACGGCUGCUCCCCUAGCUCCUAGGACUGAGUCAAUUCACAGCCCCAGGGCCCCUUUAUGAACUGGGCUGUAGGUGUGGGGGCAUGUCCCCCCGAGGAUGAACUCUGCAGCCCUGCUGCAAGUACCUACUCUAAGUCUCUUUGUAGCUCCUACUCAGAAGACCUGUGUAAUUCACAGAGUGACUGUGCACUGGGAUGACUGAAGCUUUGGCUCCGAACUGAUGUUCAUCCACAGGGACCCAAAGUGACACUGCGGCCACUAGUCAAAAUGGGCGGUUAUGGUGGCUAGGUGACAGAUGGAGCCUGAGCUAGCCUGACUGUGAGUCCACCUGUUCCGUGGACCCUCUCUGUCUUUGUUUCCUCCGUUACUGAAGCUGUUAUUGGACUAGAUAUACUUGGGGACAUUAUGAUAGUAAGGACCAAGACGAGCUUCUUGAACUUCCCCUCCCCACUGAAAUAGAAAACCAGAAGCAGUGCUGCACUCCUGGUGGAACUACAGAGAUUAGCGCCACCAUCGAAGACCUGAAGGAAGCAGCAGUGGUGAUUCCACGUCCCUAUUUAACUCAGUCGUCUGGCCUGUGCAGAAGAGGCGUGGAUCUUGGAGAGUUAUUAUGGACUAUUGUAAAUAGUGACUCCAGUUGCAGCUACUAUUUUAAAUGUGGUAUCUUCCUUGGAGCAAGUCUUCGAUGGCCCCUGGUUCUUGGUAUACAGCCGUUAACCUGACCAAAGCUCUGUCUUCAAACCCAUUUGAAAGACCGCCAGAAGCAGUCUGCUUUUACCUGGCAGGGCCAACAGUACCCCUUCGUAGUCUCACAUCAGGGCUGUCAGCACUGUUCUCUCCCAUGAUCUGGUCUGCAGAGAUGGCGCCCCCUGGACUUUUCACAAAACGCCAGAGUCGCUCACUGCAUUAAUGAUGUUAUGCUGAUUGUAUCUGAUGAAGAGGAACUAGCAAGGACUUUAGAUACCUUAGUAAGAAAUAUGUGAACUAGAAGGUGAGCACUUAACUCCAUUUCUGAUACCAAUUCUUUACCAUUAGUAAUCCAUUUAGGAGACAGAAAUCAUACCAAUAAUUUAACAGAUAAAAUCCAACAAAAAGAAUCACGAGCUAUUCAUAAGGGAUUGGCUAUUCAGAAGGGAUAAAAGAGAACUCUAAAGAACACCCUAAGGCCGGGCGUGGUGGCUCACGCCUGUAAUCCCAGCACUGUGGGAGGCCAAGGUGGGAGGACUGCUUGAACCCAGGAGUUGGAGACCAAUCUGGGAAAUAUAGUG